Messenger RNA from Prionailurus viverrinus (fishing cat), 2749 nucleotides. It is a transcript of the gene INSIG2, whose product is annotated as insulin induced gene 2. Gene Ontology annotation, biological process: cellular response to insulin stimulus; SREBP-SCAP complex retention in endoplasmic reticulum; SREBP signaling pathway. The transcript is spliced from 6 exons. Bases 196 to 873 code for a protein of 225 amino acids. The record is from RefSeq and is a predicted model, not a curated record. Gene Ontology annotation, cellular component: SREBP-SCAP-Insig complex; endoplasmic reticulum. Lineage: Eukaryota; Metazoa; Chordata; Mammalia; Carnivora; Felidae.
GCGGGAGGGGGGCGGGAGCCGGUCCCAGAAGAUGGCGGAGGCGGGGGAUUUCUGGUAGGUCCUCUUUUAGGACAAGAUGCUGUAACUGUAGGAUCACCGGCCUGCUUCGAUUCACAGACAUUUGGUUUUUCCGCUGGGAAGGCUUUUUUUUUUUUUUUUUUUUUUGUCUUGCCGGUUUACUGAACUUAUGAAACCAUGGCAGAAGGAAAGACAGAGUCGCCUGGGCCCAAAAAGCGUGGCCCCUAUAUUUCAUCUGUCACUAGCAGGAGCGUGAACUUGAUGAUUCGUGGAGUGGUGCUGUUUUUUAUUGGAGUGUUUCUUGCAUUAGUGUUAAAUUUACUUCAGAUUCAGAGAAAUGUGACACUCUUUCCGCCCGACGUGAUCGCGAGCAUCUUUUCUUCAGCGUGGUGGGUGCCGCCCUGCUGUGGCACAGCCUCAGCUGUGAUUGGGUUAUUAUACCCCUGCAUUGACAGGCAUCUAGGAGAACCACAUAAAUUUAAAAGAGAGUGGUCCAGUGUGAUGCGGUGCGUAGCCGUCUUUGUUGGUAUAAAUCAUGCCAGCGCUAAAGUGGAUUUUGAUAACAACAUACAGUUGUCUCUCACACUGGCUGCACUCUCCAUUGGACUGUGGUGGACAUUUGAUAGAUCUAGAAGUGGUUUUGGCCUUGGAGUAGGAAUUGCUUUCUUGGCAACCUUGGUCACUCAACUGCUAGUCUAUAAUGGUGUUUAUCAAUAUACAUCUCCAGAUUUUCUCUAUGUUCGCUCUUGGUUACCGUGUAUAUUUUUUGCUGGAGGCAUAACAAUGGGAAACAUUGGUCGACAACUGGCAAUGUAUGAAUGUAAAGUUAUCGCAGAAAAAUCUCAUCAGGAAUGAAGAAGGCAAAAAUAUAUCUUUUGUACAGAAAAACAAGCUGAAAAGGGCAUGAUAGCUAUACCAACAAAACGUCAGACUGUAAAAUUGCUAGGAUGCAGUUUUCCCCUUGAUUGGUGUAUAGGUGUGUGUGUGUGUGUGUGUGUGUGUGUGUGUGUGUGUGUGUGUAUGUGUGUGUGUUUAUAUAUAUGCAUAUGUAUAUACACAUAUAUGUAUAUAUACACAAGUAUAUACGUGUAUAUAUACAUAUAUAUGUAUAUAUUUACACACACAUACAUACACACAUAUGCACAUAUGCAUAUACAUGCACAUACGCAUAUAUUACUGCAAUCUGUGAUUGCUUCAUCUGUAAAUCAGUUACAAACCUUUAUGUAUUUGACUUAAAUAACUAUAAAAUAUAUAUGCACUACAUUAAAAACAUGUUCAUUAAUAGAUGAAAUUUUUAAAUUAAUUUUUUAAACAUACCAUAUAUUGUAUCACAAUGUUGAUGUGCCAAAAUAUUCUGUUAUUGUCAUGCAGAGUAUAAGAAUGCUUGAACUGUUAAUAAACUUAGUGAAAUAAAAUAGGAGGAAAGCCAAAAAAAAAAAAAAAGAAAAACAAAAAUGGAAAGCUGGCAUAUUCUCUUUUGCUUACUGUUGUGCCUUUUUAUUUUUCUAAUCACAGCAGUAUGAGCUAUGGGUGCCCUAAUGUGUGGUUAGUUUCUAUUUUAAUGUUGUCUCAGAGAGCUUUGGGUGUUUUAAUUUAUAAUGAAAAUGAACGUCUGUAGAACAUUUUCAAACCUGCAUUACUGGAGAGAGUCCAAAAAAGGGAUUACACUGGAGGUAAAAGUGUUGAGCAGGAGAGGUUAUCAGCAUUAAAUUGUUUUAAGUCUAAUCUGCGAGACUAUAUAUAAUUAAAAGAAGGUACCGUUGGGAAAUUUAGCUGGAAUGAAUGUGUUUUAGAAAUACAAAAAUGACCUUUUACAGUGCCACAAAGUGUUAAAUGAUAUUGUCAUUUGUAAUACAGAAUCCCAUUCCUUUUGCACAUGGAACACACAAAAAACCCCAAACUGAUCAAAAUGAAGUUUCUAAUUCUCCUGGGUUCUGUAAUCUGUUGGGCUCUGUAAAGCAAACCACAUUAGCCAGGCUGGGUCAUGUGACUGAUUAUCAUUGGAAUGCCAUCUGGGGAAUGGAUGAGCACAUCACUUUUUAGGUAUUCAUAUGCCCAUUAGUGAGUAGUUUAAGCCUGUUUAAGAAUGUACUGAGAUGGCAUAUUGUGCAUGUUAAAGAUCUUGAUAACAGUUUUGUGCAUCUCCUUCUAACACCUGGAACCAUGUAAGUGUGGUUUAAACAUAUUUUUAGCUAAAUUUUUUCCCAGUUUUUAUUGAUGGCAGUUGUCUGAUACAAAAGGGUGGAGCUUUCUGCUUACUGUGUGUGUGUGUGUGUGUGUGUGUGUGUGUGUGUGUGUGUGCGCGCGCACGUGCACUGCGUUGAGUGAGAGAGAGGAUGUACAUGUAAAAAUGUAUGUGCAUGUGCCCAUGCUCUCAUAAUACGUCAACUAGAUAUCUUGUAAUUUUUGGUUUUAAAACCAUUGCUAUCAGUCUGAGAUCUUGUAUGCCAAACUUUAAUCUGCUUUUACGUUUUAAGGCUGAAAGUGAGAAAAUCCUAAAAGGAUUUCAUAUUGAAUAUAUGUACACAAUCUUAACUAUAGUGGUGGUAAACAUACUACUAUAAUUUAUUAUUCUAUCUUCCAGAUAAUGUUAUUCAUUUAGAACAAAUAAGGUAUAUUUUUAGAAUCAACUUUGUAAGCACUAUAAAUCUUUAAUAAGUUAUAAGGUCUAUGAUGUGUUUACUUUGAAAAUUGCUGUUAAAAGCAAGAUGUAUUAAAUAUAUAAUUAUCA